GGGGUGAGCGGGGGCGGGCGAGGCACCAGCGCGCCGGGGCCGCGGCGCUGCGCGAUGCUGCUGCCGGCGGCGCGGCGCUGAGCCCGGCCCGGUGCGGGGCGGUGCGGGCACCGAGCGCGGCGGCGGCGGCGGCGGGGGGCGGCGGCCGCGCCCCCGGCGCGGAGACAAAGCCGGGGCCGAGCGCUGGAGGCGAGCGGCGGGGCCGGCCCCGCGGCGCGGACAGGCGGGAGCCCGGGACCAUGGGGAGCAGCAAGAGCAAGCCCAAAGAUCCCAGCCAGCGCCGGCGCAGCCUGGAGCCCACGGAGAACACCCACCAUGGGGGCUACCCAGCCUCGCAGACCCCCAGCAAGGCGGCUGCUCCCGACGCCCACCGCACGCCCAGCCGCUCCUUCGGGACCAUGGCUGCUGAGCCCAAGCUCUUUGGAGGCUUCAACUCCUCUGACACGGUCACCUCUCCGCAGCGCGCCGGGGCGCUGGCUGGGGGAGUCACCACCUUCGUAGCCCUCUACGACUACGAGUCCCGGACGGAAACGGACUUGUCCUUCAAGAAAGGAGAGCGCCUGCAAAUCGUCAACAACACGGAAGGUGACUGGUGGCUGGCUCAUUCCCUCACUACAGGACAGACGGGCUACAUCCCCAGUAACUAUGUCGCGCCCUCAGACUCCAUCCAGGCCGAAGAGUGGUAUUUUGGGAAGAUCACUCGGCGGGAGUCUGAGCGGCUGCUGCUCAACCCCGAAAACCCCCGAGGGACCUUCCUGGUCCGGGAGAGCGAGACCACGAAAGGUGCCUAUUGCCUCUCUGUGUCCGACUUUGACAAUGCCAAGGGGCUCAACGUGAAGCACUACAAGAUCCGCAAGCUGGACAGUGGCGGCUUCUACAUCACCUCCCGCACCCAGUUCAACAGCCUGCAGCAGCUGGUGGCCUACUACUCCAAACAUGCUGAUGGCUUGUGCCACCGUCUCACCAACAUCUGCCCCACGUCCAAGCCCCAGACCCAAGGCCUUGCCAAGGAUGCCUGGGAGAUCCCUCGGGAAUCGCUGCGGCUGGAGGUCAAGCUGGGACAGGGCUGCUUUGGAGAGGUGUGGAUGGGGACCUGGAAUGGCACCACCCGGGUGGCCAUCAAGACACUGAAGCCUGGCACCAUGUCCCCAGAGGCCUUCCUGCAGGAAGCCCAGGUCAUGAAGAAGCUCCGACACGAGAAGCUGGUUCAGCUCUACGCUGUGGUGUCAGAGGAGCCCAUUUACAUCGUCACCGAGUACAUGAGCAAGGGGAGCCUCUUAGACUUCCUGAAGGGUGAGAUGGGCAAGUACCUGCGGCUGCCCCAGCUUGUGGAUAUGGCUGCUCAGAUCGCCUCUGGCAUGGCCUAUGUGGAGCGGAUGAACUACGUCCACCGGGACCUACGGGCAGCCAACAUCCUGGUGGGGGAGAACCUGGUGUGCAAAGUGGCUGAUUUUGGCUUGGCACGACUCAUCGAGGACAACGAGUACACGGCUCGGCAAGGUGCAAAGUUCCCCAUCAAGUGGACGGCCCCCGAAGCAGCUCUGUACGGCAGGUUUACCAUCAAGUCAGAUGUCUGGUCCUUUGGCAUCCUCUUGACCGAGCUGACCACCAAGGGCAGAGUGCCAUACCCAGGGAUGGUGAACCGGGAGGUGCUGGACCAGGUGGAGCGAGGAUACCGCAUGCCCUGCCCGCCCGAGUGCCCCGAGUCCCUGCACGACCUCAUGUGCCAGUGCUGGAGGAAGGACCCGGAGGAGAGACCCACCUUCGAGUACCUGCAGGCUUUCCUGGAGGACUACUUCACCUCGACAGAGCCCCAGUACCAGCCUGGAGAGAACCUAUAGACACGGGGCUCCUCCUGGCACCAGGGACACUGCUGUCCUCACUGUGGGGCGCUGAGGGUUGGCCUCCCCCCCGAGGGGCUGUGUUUGUGGAGCAGCCCUGGAGCAGGACAGGGCAUUAUCUCCAGAUGCAGCCAGGGGAGUGCUGGGUUCCCCCAUCGCUCAUUAAGACUUCUGGCCCGUGUUUAACGAAGCGGAGCUGUUCUGCUGGCGAGAGGAGCCUGUGGGCACCGACAGAGCCAGCUCAGGAGGGCAAGCAGAGCAUGUCCUGCCAAGAGACUUGGGUUUUGGGAGACUUUUCCCCCCACAGCUCUGGGCUGAGCCAGGAGGAAAUGGGGCACAGCAUCACCCCACCUCAGACACACGGUCCCAGUCUCCUGCAACCCCUUUCUAAAUCAGCACAAACUUCCCUGCCCCUUCACCCUCCCCAUCUCCCUCUUGGCUCUGGCUCUCCCGAGGGUGCUGGCAGAGAUGUUUUGCCACAGGGAUGUCACAAUUCCAGGCUGGCUUGAAUGGGGUGAUGUGCCAGGGUGCCUGUGGCAGCGUGGGAUGACAGCAGAACUCUGGUGGUCGCUCUGACCUCACCAUGACCUUAACGGCUGAUGGGUUCUGGGGCUCUGAAAUGUGACAGCUCCAGGCUCUGAUGACCAACACUGUCCCAUUGGAGCACCUGGACACAAGAUCAAAUCUUCCAGCUAUGUCUGUUCCCUCAAGGGACACCUCUCACCUCUCUGGGGAGCAGGACUGGGGAUGCCAGCAGAGCCCUCACCCUGCUGCCCUUUCUCCCACCAAAUGCUCCAGGUCUUCCAGCCAGAUCCUUGGGAAGUACCCCCCAGCCACCCUCCCCAGCUCUGCCAGCAGCUUUCCCACCAGCUGAGUCCCCUGGGCUGGCCCUGCCACCAAAUCCAGUGCCACUGUGGUGCUUGGGUGCAUGGCCCAUGUAGCUGUUCCAGGUGUGGGAAUGUUUUGGAGGAAGUACUCGACUUUGACAGAUGGUUUUGUCCACCUGGUAUGUUUUUAGCUGCCUUCCCUCUACCCACUGUGUCUCAGCUUCCAGGCAGCAGUCCCCAUGCAGCAACCCCAGCCACAUACCCCUAUCUGGAAGUGCUGUGCCAUGUUUGCAUCCUCAUCUUCCCUCUGCUCUCUCCCAAAGGCCUCAGCCGUGUCUCAGCUGUGAGUGGCUAUUCCUGCCCAGCCUUGUCCCACACACAUCCCGUGGGGCUGAUCCCUGGCAUCGGCAAGGCAAUGCUCAUUCCUUGCCCUCUCCCACCCAGCACCUGCUUGUACAUAACCCUUGAGUGAUCCCUGCACAUCCCAGACCUUGACUUCAUUGCAUGUGUGUCAGUUUUCCCUUUCCUGUGGCUGUACCCAGCUGGAAACUUUUCACCAUGGUGGUUCACAAAGCUUCACUCCUUCCCCUCCUGGGUCCCAGAGACCCUUGCUCAGAAGGACCUGGGGGUCUUUGAAUGCUCUCUUGGAGCUCGGUCGGUUGGGGGCUUGGGGGAUGCCGUGGGGCAAGGCUGCUGGAGGGAAGGACCCGGAGAGGAGAGCCAGUGGCUGUGCCCUCCUCUCAGUCCUCAGGCAAUGGGCUUUCUGUGCCUCUCCAUCACCUUUGGGAUGGUGUUUGCCUCUGGCACAGCCUCCUUGCAGGCAGCAGGACAAACUCACCCCUCACCAGCCCCUGCCGUGGUGCCAGUGUCCUACAAAAGCUGGAUGGGAGCCAAGCAUGGGCAGGAGGUGGCCAAAACCCCUGGCCCAGAUCUCCACCAGAGCAGGAUCCAGGCAAGCCACUGCCUCUCACUCACUCACUCACUCACUCACUCACUCACUCACUCACUCACUCCCACAGUGCCCUGGUGAGGUUUGACCCAGCCACUUAUUUAUGAACCAAGUACAUGGUUGGUUGGUUGGUGGCUGCUUUUUUAAUGAGUAAAACAUUUGAAAUCAGUUUGAACAGGCUCUUCAGCAGUAUGGAGAGAUCAUGCUGGCUUGAAGAGCAGCAGCUGGUUUAAAUGGAUUUUUUUUUAAUCAUUUUAGGAGUUGGAGCCUUUUCUACCCCCCCGCCCUUCCUAGCAGGUUUGCUGUGUUGGCAUUUCUGCGUUUGGGCAGGGACUCCCCAAUCCUCAGUGUUCUGAGUCUUCCCAUGUUUGCAGCCUUUAAGGAUGAGCAGCUGCCACAAAUGCCCUGUACCUUGGUAGCUGUUCCAAGGGGUGGCUUGUGCCAUAGCUCUGCCUGAAUUACACAAAUCCCUAUCCCUGGGAGAAACCUUUUACAAAUGUAGCAUGUGGAAGCCAGAUUCGGUCUGGAAGCUGGGGAGAGAGAAGGCAGGCACACGUGUUAAGGUUUGGACUUUGGCUGUCUGUGGCACGUGCAGGGUCUUGGGUGCAGCAGGACAGAAAGGGAUUUACCUGGCGAGUGCAGCCUCUGGGUCCUUCCAGAAGGCAGCAGGUGCAAGGAGCACCCAGGGAUGGCUUAAUUCCCCAAGGCUUUCAGCAUGAUCUGGCGAAGGAGAUGUGCUGGGGACACUUCAGGGCAGAAGGCAGUCAGGCAAUCCCAGAGAAGCCCUCGUCCAUUGGGGCUGUGUGUCCACAUGUCUGUGUGUCCAUCCGUGUUUCUGUGCAGCGCUUUGGUGGGACCCAGCCAGACUCACCACCACAGCCAGCGUGACCUGGAGGCCCUGGGAAUGCAGAGCUUCCCCUCCAUCAUCAUUCUGUCUGCCAAUUUACUUUUUCAGCCAAUAAACUCAGAGGGGAGCCCCUGCCUAAGGAUGCUCUUUGGCUUCCUGGGGUCCAUAAAACUCUACAAGUCAUUCUCCUCUGCUGUUACAAUUUUUUUACACAGUCUUUUGUAAGAUCUCCAACUGACUAUGCAGAGAACGUGUGGAUCUGUGUCUCUCUCCUCAGCUCCCCUCACUUGCCUUUUUCAGUGUCUAAGUAAAAUAUUUAGCUUUUUUUUUUCUUUUUUGAUAGUAAUAAAACUUCAGAAAAAACCUGAAAAGGUCCAGCUUUGUGGGUGGUGGGGGGUUGGAGAUGCUUUGAAACUCUAAUGUUGAUGUAAAUACUUUGCUAUUUGAUAAUUAAAUACAAACAGACCUCACAAAACAAAA
Molecule: messenger RNA, 4944 nt
Organism: Prinia subflava (tawny-flanked prinia)
Lineage: Eukaryota; Metazoa; Chordata; Aves; Passeriformes; Cisticolidae
Gene: SRC
Product: SRC proto-oncogene, non-receptor tyrosine kinase
Exons: 12
Coding region: 240-1841 (533 amino acids)
Biological process (GO): innate immune response; progesterone receptor signaling pathway; cell differentiation
Cellular component (GO): extrinsic component of cytoplasmic side of plasma membrane
Molecular function (GO): non-membrane spanning protein tyrosine kinase activity; ATP binding; signaling receptor binding
Source: RefSeq, a predicted model, not a curated record